AUGGAAGUCGACAACAACAGCGACCCGGAUCUCACUGCCCGGCCUUCUAUCGAUGAUGCUGCCAAUCCAGCUCUGGACUCUAUGCCGUCUCUUAAUCUCAAUAACGAAAGUGACCUCACAGAGCUUAGCUCUGAUGAAGAGCCAGCCCCACUCUCAGGCAAAGGGAAGAAGCCUGUAAAGAAGCCUGUCUGCAAACCACGAGCUGGAAAGAAGCGGAAGCAGUCUGCCACUGAAGACGACAAUGAUGACGAACAUCCUUUACCCGCCCCUGUUUCCAAGAGAAAGCCGAAGAAACUGCAUUUGGAGGAACGGCUAGAUGGCCUUGGCAUGUCUGUUAUUGCCUCGCUGUUCUCAACUCAGGCCCUCGAGGAGGACCUUCGCAGUCUUUCUACAAUGGAUCUAAGCUCUGCUUACUCACGCCUUCCCAACCUCACCCACGCACUCGAAACCAUGAAUAACUUGCGGACAACGAACAACUGGGUUAUGAGCUAUCUCCAGUGCAGCCCUCUCAACAAUUCGACAUCCCUUAUACAACUUGUGCGCCUGCAAGCUGCGGUUGCAGCUGCACCAGAGCUGUACAACUUAUGGAAGCAGCUGACCAUCAUCAACCGGGCAACUCAGUGGGAUAUUGCUCGUAUCAUGCUUCUUAUCUACGAUUGGCUGGUGGAUACUGGCCGACACCUUGCCAACGCUCUGGUGGAAGCUUAUAAAGAUGGUGUACCAUCUCUGCGCCGGGACUUCCCUGCAUUUGCUAAGCUGACUGAGCAUGCGAUGCUGUGGGCCGACCAUGUUUGUCUACAGCGUGCAGCCAAGGGUGCUGGCUCAGUGAAGAUUGCUCCUCUCCAGUUUCAGCCUUGGGAAGUUGAUGCACAGAGUCCCAGUCCGGAUUGGCCACCGUCCAACCUGUCGCAGGUGCCACGUGAUCUAUAUGGACUGCGUCCUGUUGAGAAGACCAAGGGGGGAAACAUGCCAAUAUCGCUUCAACAGCCGUUGCUCAUGAAGUUUGUUCCUAACUCUCCCGAAUCUGUUCGUGAUGGGGGACGGCGUAUUCUGUACACCCUGCUUGCACACGAGAUGAUCGUCUUGCCAAUGAGCAAGAUUGAUGAGCUGCUGAUUACCAAGCGCCAUCGCAAGGAUCUUCAGUAUGUUCAUGCUCGGCUGAUCUCUCGAGGUGCUCUUCUCCACUGCCUAGUCGACGUCUGCCAGUCAGAGGAUGUCCUCGCCCUACCUCUUGUCAAACAAGUCCUCACCAGUCCAUCCUCCCUCCUCUCCGGCACCUCCGAUGCCAAGUUCAUGCCCGAUAUACUCACCGCUGAGUCUCUGCUCGCUAUGCAUAAAAAACUGGAACCUUUUCGUGCGGAGUUAUGCGCACAGCUGGAAAUCGACGAGGAUAUCCCUUUCUACAUGCAAGAGAUUGCGACACACAUUCAUCGAUGCUCAUUGCAGUUCGAGCACAAGAGACCUCUGACUGAUGAGCAGAUUCUCAAUCCGCAUCUGCUCAAUCAUGUGCCUUUCCUUUCUAGGAAGGGCACUCGGCAAUCGGGAACAACGCGCAACCUCCCCAUCCUUCAGAGCUCUGCUGCUUCUCUCAUGCCGGAUGCUAGCCGCAUGCCCACUCUGCUUGCUGUACCAGCUGUUCUGAUUCGUGAAGGGCUGUGUCGGUCUAACAACCAUCCUCCUGCCGAUAUUGUUCUCCAUCGCAUCCUCACAGGUCUCCACCCUCGCAUGGGCACUGCAUCCCAUUCCAAUCUCGACCACGUUGACACCAUGAGGCUUUGCAACAUCAAUGCCACGCUUGUCCUGUACCAUUUCCGCAAUAACCGCAUCACCGAGCCCCUUGGUCUCUCGAAUAUUGGUAUCUGGAUGGUCACCGGUCAGGGCUUUGGCACUCAGAAGUUCCUGGAGCAGGGUAACUUUUGGUUUGCAUCUGGCUCUGAAUGUGUUGCUCGGUUCACUGCAGUCCAGCAGUCGAAUGAGUCGAUUGUUAUCCAGUAUCUUGCCGACCAUCCGCGAACACCAGAAGCACUGUUCAAGCGCAUUCCUGGCUACAUAGUCUACAACGACCCUAACGUUUGGGGACAGGCCUCUAAUGCUCUCAAGCUCAACCCCACAAUUCCCGGGACAGGAGGUGCAAUGCGCAAGACCAAUGACGAAACCAUCGCUCCGAUCUUUGCACCGGACAUGUCUGCAAAAUGGUCGAGAUGGCUUGGCAAACUUGCGGGCAAGGAUCCUGCAAGCUUUACUGGUGUUCGUCAUUCCUGGACAGAAGCGAUCGACUUCAUUGUUUCACUUGAAAUUACCGGCAUGAAGGAUAAGGGCCUGACCACUUUGCAAUGCGCUAACAAUCUCGUCAUUCUGGGUGUCUGUACGCCUCCAUCUCCUGAGGAGAUGGCAGCCUGGAUUGCAGAGAAUGGCUCUCUGGGCGCGUUUAAUGGCCUUCUCCGCCUUGGGUUCAGUCUGACCAUGAAGGACAAGAUUGGUGUUCGGGCAGCCUUUCUUCUUGUCUAUCGGCACCUGGACAAGCAUAUGACAAAGCGCGAUAAGGAGACGACAGGGUUUGGAGCCAUAUUUGUGGAGAAUUUCUUGUGCAAGGUGGAGCGAUGGGAACAUCGAUUUGAAGAGGCUGGUAUGCCACAGAGCCUUCAGCAGACCGCCAUCCAUACCCAAGAAAACGUUUUGACUGUUCUGACAGCGCCGGACGAUGAAUUGCUGCCGCUCAUUGAAUUGUACUGGAGCUUUGGGUUCUCAGAUCCAGUCAUCGCUCAUCACUGCAUGGACCACUUUGACCGUGACGUUUACGGUCUGAGUAAAACCACCGUGAAGCGCCGCCGUGUACGACUGAAGCUGAAGGGAACACGAAAAGAGGCUAUGACUUGGGAGAGGCUUCAACCCAUCUACACCAAGAUUCGGGCACGCUUCCCCUCCAUGGGUGCACGAGCCAUGGUCAUUCUCAUACGGCAGCAGAACAAGAUCAAGGUCUCGGAGGGGAACCUAGCCAGAUUUCUGCGUACUGUCGAAGGAGACCAGGUUAUGAAGCGCAAGGCACGGAGAUUCAAGAGAAAACAGUUUCACUGCGCUGGUCUGCAUGAUGUCUGGACGUUUGAUCAGCACGACAAGUGGAAGCGAUUCAACCUCUUUCUCCACAUUGGCAUUGAGCCUUGUUCUGGGACAAUUCUCUGGCUGAAGAUAUGGUGGACCAAUCGGAAUCCCAUCUUGAUUACGAGCUAUUAUCUCGAGGUGGCACGAUCGUUACAGGGCAAGGUCUUACAAAAUGAAAUGAUGCUAGACCGCACUGACGCAGUAAAAAUUGUUAUAGGUAUCCCGAUGCUAAGUCAGAGUGAUCCUGGGUCAGAGAACUUUGGCAUAGCGUAUUGUCAUACCACCACGCGGCAAACACUCGAUCCUGCUCUGCAAGGCACCCUGCAACAUCGAUGGACCAACAAGCACAAGGGAUCGAACAUCAAACCAGAGAUUGGCUGGUUGAUCCUGCGCCGGACCUUUACAGAAGGCUUUGAAAGUAUUCUGCAAUGGGGUGUUGACCAUGAUCUAUAUGACACCGACAACCGGCUGCAUAAAUGGCUCGCAAUUCCAUGGCUCCAAAGUGAAUUGGACAGCUGGCGUGCGCGAUUCAACUCCAGUCCGCGUCGUCACGAUCCUCACAAGGUCCUGCCUCAAGGAAUCCCGGAUCUCAUCCGUGCAAAGCCGGCGGAUUAUAAUGUUCAAGACUUCAAGAUUCCUGUUUCCCCUGAACUCUUCGACGACAUGGAGACAACAUGGGCACCUCCCUCAAAUCCGGUUUUCCAAUUGGUUCCUGACACGUUUGGCAAAUAUGCUAAUGUGUUUUACGUCUACCUGAGCUCGCCCGUGGUGACGUCCGAGAACUUUUGGGAUGUGUACAAUCAUCUCUUGGGUCUAUUCGAAGGCAGCUUUGUUCUUGAAGAUCCGAUAGUGCUCACUGAAAUGAGUAACAUCAACGACCACAUGGAGUUUGAAAUGCCCAUUCAGGAGCAUCAGAUGGAGCAACCACCACCAGACGAAGACGACUCUGAAGAUGACACCGACCACAUAUUGUACGGCAAUAUCUCAUCAGACAGUGAAGACGACAAGGAAAAAGAGUGGCCCAAUGGAAUUCUGCAAUACGUCCGCAAACUUCCGCCCAAAGAGGGUGGGAAAUGGUAUUGUCCUGAUUGCUGUCUGCGCUACAACGCAGCACCUGGGACAAUCUCCACAGUGAGAAGAUCAGUUAUGGCAGACGCAUCAACACGGGCUGCUCCAGUGUCCAGACCGAACCAUCUUGAUCUUGCCAAUGUGAAUGCCAUUCGGAAGGAGAUAUCAAAGGCGCAGCGCGGAGAUCCGACACGUCAGAUUGUUCAAGCAGUACCUGCUGCACUAGGUGGUGUAGGGUCAGCGGUGUUCGGCAUCUCUGCUGUACCUGGAGGUGGUCGUCCAACCGUUUACGUCCCGGGGGCCCAGGGUGGCACGCAUGGCCUAUACAUCCCUCCCCCACCUCCACGAGCAUCUUAUCCUCCGGGUUCUCUGCAAGCACAACACAUGAUUGAUUCCAACGUGCAUCGAGGCAUGGGCUACACUGCCGCUCACCAGCACUACAACACAGAGAGACUUGCUAUGCAGAACAAGACAUCCGCUGCCGAUGUUGGAUGUCUCGUCGGACUGAAAGUACAGCUACAGUUCAUGAGCAGCAAGAAAAACAAGCCCGUCACAAUUCUUACGGCAAACGGCAUCGAAGUUCACAUUCGAAUCGGAUACUCUGAUCUGAUCAAGAAGGCGUUUGACAACGUUCUUAUUGCCUGGAACGAGAGAAUGCUUGGACAAGGCUUGGUGCUCACUCUCGAGGAUGUUCAGUUGAUGAAGCCAAAUGAAUCCUGGAUCCUGUACGACAAAACCAUCAAUCACGACCUCAUUUCUCCCAUGUACCGUGCUGAGGGAGACGCAAACAAUGGUGGAGUGGCUGCGCCUAGGGCCAAGAGAUCGAAUGUUGGAUCUGCGGCAUUUUUGAAGGAUGGGCAGACGUACAAGAUACCAAAAAAGGCAGAGACACUCACUGUCGGGCUAAAGAGCGCCUUUGGAAUAGAAUGGGAGAGUCGAGCGGGUCUUAGUCCAGAAGAAUAUGGUCCACCAGAGACCUUUGCAUCGUUCAAGGCUAGACAGAGAGACGAAGUCAACCAGGUUAAUGCACCUUUUUUGGUCGUAUCCAAGAUGCAUGCAAAGCGUUCAAUCAGUACAAUGAAGGAGCAGGACCAACAUCCCAAUCCAGAGGAGAAUUGGUCUGCCCGCCGUGCACCGUCUGAUGAUGAGCUGCCCCCUAUUACCAAAACUACUGGGAAAUCCACCCAGGCAAUGCAAGGGCCGGUGAACAGCUCCGCUAUCAUACCGCUGUUUCUGAACAACACCACAUUGUAUCGACCGACCACUCCUCCUCCCAUAGGCCAAAGUGCACCGGCUACCACCGUGACCCCUCCUGCAAAGCGACGUGCAGUCUCUGCUUCUAAUGAGGUGGACCUGCGUCCCCCAACACGAGCACUCAAGUUGAAUGACUUGUUACUUUCUGAAAAGACUGGCUCCAAUCUUGAUGGUCCCAACGUCGAACGGGAUCCUGAUACAGAGGCAAUGAGCAUGGAUGACUUUGUGAAGGGACUGCGGGCUCAAGUUCACGUGUCAAGCAGAGACAUGAGGGGCCUGUGGUCGCGUGUCCCUGUCCAGAUCGCCUUCCAUGAAUUCCGGUUUGAUCUGACCUUUCGUCAAAUGCUGACCACCGCCUCCAAAAAGACUGGGGAUGCCCUCGAGGACUACUGUCAUUCACCGCUGACGGUGACCAUCCUUCUGGACAUUGGACCAAGCAACUAUGAGAAGGGUGCUUUCAAGAUCAUGCGACGUGCACAGUGCGGAUUGGAGCUUUUUCCGAGAGGGCCUUUGCGUGGUACCCAUGGCCAGUACGAGCUUGCCGUCAAGGAGCUGUAUUAUCAACAGGAUCAGCUCUUGUUGCCUCCGCAUGCAAAAGGACAGGCCACGGGACUGAAUAUGGAGGGUCGAAUUGCCAUCACAGCGUCUCUGAUGCUGACUGCCUGCUAUGGGUUCAUGGACAUGUUUCUGGAGUCGCACCCAACCGAGGCGGUAUCUCUCAACAUUCCAAUCAUGGAGUUUGUGAAGGUCGGGCUUGGCUCGGGCUUGCUGCCUUCGAAGGACGGGUCGUCAAUGGAGAAAAAGGUCUACCUCAUUGAGGAGUAUAUUGACCCAGCUGUUGAGGGACGUUUCCACAAGUACAUCGGCAAUGGCUCAACAAUCCCAUUGCAACAGACAACAAAAGAAGACAAGAACCGGGCAGCGUUUCUGAGUUUCACCCAACACGUCCAGUACAUGCUAUCUGGGAAGCAGAUCUUUCUUUCCGAUUACCAAGGUGGAACCACUCUACUGAGUGACCCGCAAAUAAUGGCAGCCAAGGAACUGGGCAGUGUCUAUGGCGACGGCAAUGUGUUCUCUGGAUUUAUGAGCCUCGAGCUACAGCAUGUUUGCAAUGAUUUCUAUGAGAAAGAUGAAAGUGAAGAGCUCAGGAGAUCCAGAAGAAUUUCAGAACACGGUGUCAGUGAUGUCAAUGAUGAGCUUGGGCACUACGUAUAA
Messenger RNA from Mycena citricolor, 6636 nucleotides. The record is from the annotation of a GenBank genome assembly. NCBI's taxonomy places the organism in Eukaryota, Fungi, Basidiomycota, Agaricomycetes, Agaricales, Mycenaceae.